AUUGGCACAUGGGUUCUUUCAGGUGAUACCUCAAGGUGUCGUUCUGACACCCUGACAUUUGAGGAUGAAUCUGAGAAGGGAAGCAAUGCUCUACUUGCCAGGGCAUGGUCGCCUGGAUGGAGCAAUGCAGAUAAAGCUUUAACCAACUUUAUUAAUGGCCCAUUAAUAGAGUAUUCAAUAAACCGAAAAAAGGCGGACAGUGCUACCACAUCUCUUCUCUCUCCUCACUUACACUUUGGGGAAGUGAGUGUGCGCAAAGUUUUCCAUCUUGUUCGCAUCAAGCAAGUCUUCUGGGCAAAUGAAGGAAAUACAGCUGGUGAAGAGAGUAUCAACCUCUUUCUUAAGUCCAUAGGCCUUCGAGAAUACUCUCGAUAUUUAACCUUCAAUCACCGUAGCAGCCAUGAAAGGCCUCUUCUUGGGCACCUCAAGUUCUUCCCUUGGGUGGUCGAUGAGAGUUACUUUAAAGCUUGGAGGCAAGGUAGGACUGGUUAUCCUUUGGUUGAUGCGGGAAUGAGAGAGCUAUGGGCUACUGGUUGGCUUCAUGAUCGGAUACGUGUUGUGGUGGCAAGUUUUUUCGUGAAGGUCCUUCAACUUCCAUGGACGUGGGGUAUGAAGUACUUUUGGGACACACUAUUGGAUGCCGAUUUGGAAAGUGAUGCUCUGGGAUGGCAGUAUAUUUCAGGGACUCUUCCCGAUAGUCGAGAGUUUGAUCAUAUCGAUAACCCACAGAUUGAAGGUUAUAAAUUCGAUCCACAAGGAGAAUAUGUUCGUAGGUGGCUUCCUGAGCUUGCUCGCCUCCCCACCGAAUGGAUACAUCAUCCAUGGGAUGCCCCCCACUCUGUACUCCAAGCUGCCGGUGUUGAACUUGGGACAAAUUAUCCACUACCUAUUAUUGAAAUCUCAGCAGCUAAAGAAAGGUUACAAGAAGCUCUCUCAGAGAUGUGGCAAUUGGAAGCCAACUCUAGAGCAGCAAUGGAGAAUGGGACAGAAGAAGGAUUAGGAGACUCAUCAGAAUCCCCACCUCUUGAUUUUCCUCAAGAAGAAAUGGAAGUCGAUAACCAACCAGCUAGACCCACUGGUCAAAUUGGUGCAACGAGGAGAUUGGCUGACCAAAUGGUCCCGUCCAUGACUGUAUCAUCAUUUAGAGUUGAAGAAGAGGAAGAGCCAUCGAGUAAUACAGGUUCUUCAAGGGAUAACAGGCCAGAAGUGCCAUCAAAUGCAAGUUUUGGUAGUGAAGCGGAUCGAAGAGAUGAGGUGUUGAAUCUUGGGAAUAUGGGUGAAUUGGAAAGAGAAAGGAACGCAUCAGAGUUCAAUGUGAGUGUUUCAUUGCAAAAUGCUGUACAUUUUACGGCUGAAUCGUCAAGUAGUCUGAGAGAGAGAGAUGGUGGGGUGGUUCCCGUUUGGUCUCCAUCGACAUCUAGUCGGUCAGAGCAACUUAUUGGGGAAGAAAGUGGCCUUGGGAAUGGUGGAUCCUAUUUGCAGAGGCACGCACAGUCUCACCAGCUGAUGACUUGGAGACAAAUUUCUCGAACAAGGUCAAGAAACUGGGAGGUAGACAAUGCUGUACAGCCUAAUGCCAUUGGCUAGAGCUCAGAUUGACAAGGAACCAUGCAAAUCAUUUUACCUCCAUUGGCCUCAUUUGCAGGUGGUAGAGAAAGAAGUUCUCAGAAUGACUAAAUUCUUAAGAGAGUCCCUCUUGAGAGAUUGCUUCUUCAAAGUAAUCCACUAUAACCUUCUUUUUGUGCGUAUAUAUAUAUAUAUAUAUAUAUGUAUCAUCUGUAUAGUGAUGCUCAUUAAAGUAUAUUGUUACCAUGGAAAUCCCAGUUAUGGUAACGAUAUGAUGUAUGCUCUCUGUUACAGGAAGCCAUAAUCAGUCUGUUAUUGCACUAGGCAAUCCUUUUUAGUUCUUCAUGUUGUGUUCUAAAUAUUUAAUUCUGUAAAGUAAGAGGUAACCUGGUUACUUAUAUCAGAAGUUGGGAGAGCUCAAUUAUCAUAAUUAAAAAGAGAUUCACAUUUUAAAAAUUA
Molecule: messenger RNA, 2025 nt
Organism: Amborella trichopoda
Lineage: Eukaryota; Viridiplantae; Streptophyta; Magnoliopsida; Amborellales; Amborellaceae
Source: RefSeq, a predicted model, not a curated record